AACUAAAAAUACAUAGUCAACAUGACGCCAUGUGCUUUCUAGAAGCUCCUGCGUGUUUCGAGUCUGUUCUGAUCGGCUAUAUAACCAGGAACGUCCUGACUACCGCACAUUCAACACACAGACAGCAGAGAGUACACAGAAAACGCUGUUAAAGCUCAAAAGAGAUUGUCAACGUACCUUCAUUGAAUAAUUCUCUUCUUGACACUCACAAUGGCGGGCGGUAAGGCUCCAGCUGUAGGAAUCGACUUGGGGACAACAUACUCCUGUGUUGGGGUAUUUCAGCAUGGGAAAGUUGAGAUUAUUGCCAACGAUCAGGGAAACAGAACUACCCCGAGCUACGUCGCAUUCACGGACAGUGAACGGCUGUUAGGAGAUGCGGCCAAGAACCAAGUGGCUCUCAAUCCCCAAAACACAGUGUUCGACGCGAAGCGACUCGUCGGACGAGAGUUCAAGGACUCUACCGUUCAGGCGGACAUGAAGCACUGGCCAUUCAAAGUCGUCGAUCAUGGCGGUAAGCCUCGCGUGAGGGUGGAAUACAAGAAUGAAGAUAAGACAUUCGCACCUGAGGAGCUAAGCUCUAUGGUUCUCACCAAGAUGAAAGAAACUGCCGAGGCAUACCUGGGCGGCAGGGUAACGGACGCUGUGAUCACAGUCCCUGCAUACUUCAACGACGGACAGCGGCAGGCGACAAAAGAUGCCGGGACAAUUGCCGGUCUGAACGUGCUUAGAAUUAUCAACGAACCUACAGCGGCUGCUCUGGCAUAUGGACUUGAUAAGAAUCUCAAAGGUGAGAAAAAUGUGCUCAUUUUCGAUCUUGGAGGAGGCACAUUUGAUGUAUCUAUUUUGACAAUUGACGAGGGGUCUCUGUUUGAGGUGAGAUCAACAGCAGGGGAUACCCAUUUGGGGGGUGAAGAUUUUGACAACAGGUUGGUCAGUCACUUUGUGGAGGAAUUCAGGAGAAAACAUAAGAAAGAUUUGAGUGCGAGUCCUCGAGCCAUGCGUCGACUUCGUACAGCAUGUGAGCGUGCAAAGAGAACCCUGUCAGGCAACUCUGAGGCGGGAAUAGAGAUUGACUCCCUGUUCGAGGGGGCCGACUUCUACAGCAAGAUAACCCGAGCAAGAUUUGAAGAAUUGUGUUCCGACCUAUUCCGGGGUACUUUGGAGCCAGUGGAGAAGGCACUUCGUGACGCAAAGAUGGACAAGUCGAGCAUCCACGAGGUUGUUCUUGUUGGAGGAUCCACCCGAAUUCCAAAGAUCCAGAAACUUCUGCAAGAUUUCAUGAACGGGAAGGAAUUAAACAAAUCCAUCAACCCCGACGAGGCCGUCGCAUAUGGCGCUGCUGUCCAAGCUGCCGUCUUGACCGGUGACACAAGCGACGCGAUCAAGGACGUGCUACUAGUCGACCUUGCUCCUCUGUCCCUAGGGAUCGAGACAGCGGGGGGCGUUAUGACCAAACUAGUGCAGAGGAACACCACCAUCCCGACAAAGACGACACAGACUUUCACCACCUAUUCUGACAACCAACCCGCCGUCUCCAUACAAGUAUACGAGGGAGAGAGAACAAUGACGAAAGACAAUCACUUGAUGGGCAAGUUUGACUUGACAGGAAUCCCCCCAGCCCCACGGGGUAUUCCACAGAUCGAGGUGACGUUUGACAUCGACGCCAACGGCAUCCUCAACGUCACGGCAGUGGAGAAGGGCACGGGGAAAUCCAACAAGAUCACCAUCACCAACGACAGUGGGCGUCUUAGUGCAGAGGAGAUAAAGAAAAUGGUGGACGAAGCGGAGACGUACAGGGAGGAAGAUGAAAAACAGAAGGAACGGGUCAACAGUCGGAACAAACUGGAGACGUACAUCUUCAGCGUUAAAGGUGCCGUGGAGGACGCAGGGGACAAACUGGGGGAGGGGGACAAGGAGAUGGCGAAGCAGUCCUGUAGUGAAACACUUACCUGGCUGGACAAUAACAUGCUCGCUGAAUGUGAGGAAUACGAACAUCAGUACACUGAACUGCAGAAGACGUGCAGCCCUAUCAUGGCCAAACUGCAUGGGGCGGGGCAGAGUGGGCGUGGUCAGGAAUCCCAACCCAAGGGUGGGGCAACGGAAGAUAUCGAUAUCGAUUAACUGGACUCUGAAUCUGAAUGUGUUCUCGCGGAAGUAAAUGUGUUUGUUUUGUUUUUUCUUUAUAAUGCGAAGUAUUGUGAUUUUUGUGUACAUCAUUGUUUAAUACGGGACAUCAGGAUUUCAAUUUUCUCUCAGAAUAUGUAAGUACUGAUGAUGAUCAUGACGAGUACAUAGCUAUAAUGACUUAGUUUACAGAUAAAAGUCACAUUUAUUCUUGUUUAUUGCAACCGACGAUGUUAACUAUUUAAGAAAUGAAUUAAUUUUCAAAAUAAACCGGUACAGGAUGAUAAAUAAAAUCUUUAUCUUUACGCUGUACUUUAUUUCACCGGACCCAGAAUUCUGUAGAGAAAUAUGUUUUAAAAUAUUGCGAUUUUUUUUCACAUUUUUGUUUGUAUAUAUACUUCUACUAAUGUUAUGGAACAGAACUCACUGAACAAAGUUAUCUAUGCAAAACCCUCGCGUUUCAGUUGCUUCCGGAGACACAGUUUACCAUGUCAUAUCACCCGUGAUUCAUAUGCCAUAUUCCAAAUAACAAACAUGAGAUUUUUUCUGUUAUAUAUGGUCACGCCCAAUUACAUGCUUGGUGUCUUAACUCUACAGAUUGUUGCAAUACCGAAUAUUUUUGGCUCAGCUUAUUCUAUAUUUUCAGGUCAAGAUGUUUUUGUCAUAUGUUUAUCAUGUAUAUGUAAUAAAUAUGACUUUAAAUUA
Haliotis rufescens (red abalone) is the source of this 2829-nucleotide messenger RNA. RefSeq names its product heat shock 70 kDa protein cognate 4-like. NCBI's taxonomy places the organism in Eukaryota, Metazoa, Mollusca, Gastropoda, Lepetellida, Haliotidae. The record is from RefSeq and is a predicted model, not a curated record. Gene Ontology annotation, cellular component: cytoplasm. Gene Ontology annotation, molecular function: ATP-dependent protein folding chaperone; heat shock protein binding; misfolded protein binding. The transcript has a single exon. The coding region runs from base 211 to 2121 and encodes 636 amino acids. Gene Ontology annotation, biological process: protein refolding; cellular response to unfolded protein.